AUAUAAUGACUUAUAUAUAUUAUUUUGGUUUUGCAGUUGCACGACAAAGAAUCACUCAAUUGGAAUCUGAUUUAGCUGCGUUUGUGGGUGCUCAAGCGGAUGCUGAGGAUCAUCUUGCAGAGGCGGUUACUCGAGCAAAAAAUGCAGAGGAACAAUAUCAACGCGCUUUUACUAAGAAUGCAAACACGUUAUUGGAGACAUAUACUGAGUUCAAGAAAUUUUAUCAAAGACUGCUUGAGGAGCUUUGGGCAGCUAAGGUACUGAGCGAUAGGGUCCUACAGGAGCAGAAAAGCAUCGCUCGUGAAUCUAGACGUGCGGCAACUGGUGCAUCUACUUCUGAGAACGUCUCAAUCCUUAUUGCUUCUGUUACUGCUAGAGGUACAUAUGAAGUGGCGGCCCCUAUUAUUGCUACUGUUAUUUCGACCUUGGCUCCGACUGUCAAAACUGCUGCCCCUGCUGGUGUUUUAUCUGUUGCGAAUGCCCCUGUUUCUACCAUAGAUACUACUGUCUCAGUCGUUGGAUCUGUUUAAGGUGCUGCAUGAACACUGAAGUGGAGCAUCAUGUAGAACAAGUGAAAGAGGUGACAUAGAGCUGGUUUAUCCGCUCGAUAUUUCUUUUGAUCUUCUUGUAUGGAGUUAUCUCAUACUAUGGUUGUAUAUUUUGAGUACU
Messenger RNA from Papaver somniferum (opium poppy), 669 nucleotides. RefSeq lists its product as uncharacterized. The transcript is spliced from 2 exons. The coding region runs from base 6 to 530 and encodes 174 amino acids. NCBI's taxonomy places the organism in Eukaryota, Viridiplantae, Streptophyta, Magnoliopsida, Ranunculales, Papaveraceae. The record is from RefSeq and is a predicted model, not a curated record.